Oncorhynchus tshawytscha (Chinook salmon) is the source of this 4639-nucleotide messenger RNA. Its product is annotated as zinc finger protein Helios. Gene Ontology annotation, biological process: regulation of transcription by RNA polymerase II. The record is from RefSeq and is a predicted model, not a curated record. The transcript has 9 exons. Gene Ontology annotation, molecular function: DNA-binding transcription factor activity; RNA polymerase II cis-regulatory region sequence-specific DNA binding. The coding region runs from base 1278 to 2834 and encodes 518 amino acids. Lineage: Eukaryota; Metazoa; Chordata; Actinopteri; Salmoniformes; Salmonidae.
GAUAGCGAUGAUUAUAUAUUUAUUUAGCCUACAAGGAUGACAGUUUGUCUGCUAUGAUGAUGAUCUAAAAUAUGUCCGUGGAUAAACGCUCAACAUCCGACCAUUGAUCCAGAUUCCAGACAAUGCAGAUCGUGCUGCAAUCUACACAGACAAGGAAUUCAGCGAGACAGGUGCAUUUCACUAAUAAACAUCAGACGGCUCUGGACUGCACAAUGAUCGGAUACCUGUUGAUGCAGCAGUGGGGGCUUCUGCAACGUCUUUCUAUGACAUGAUUCGAAAUGCUUUGAACCCAAAUUGCAGUGUCAAGGGAGAUAAUCUCGUAUUUUAUUGAAUUAGGCUAUAGAGACAGAAUGGGCACAAUAGUUGAGGAGACGUUCGUCUGUUGAAAUAUCUUUCUACCUGCACCUGCAUGUGAAUGACAGGUUACUACGAGACAGCAUGGACUAUCAGCCUGUCAUAUCUCUCUUGGACUGCCCACUGACACACUCACUCUUAGACCUCAUCCAAUACCUUUUGAAUAACGAUGCUUAUCCGAUUCCUUAGAAUCCCUCGGCCAAAAAUAGGCUGAUCCCUACUCCUUUUAUUUGGCUAAUUCCAUAGGAACCGGUGGAUCCAGUUAUAUUCUACGCUUUCUUUCUUUCUUUUUUUGUUCCUUUGUUUCUUUCAUUUAGUCUAAAAGCAAGUUAUAUCUUCCCCGACCUCAUUGUUGCUGUAAUAAAUACAAAAUCCAGUAACACACAGUCUAUAACUGUUGAAGUGCCCAUAUUUUGGCUAAUCAAGGUGUACUUCAUAGAAUAUUAUAGGAUACAUACUGUACAUAAAGGGAAGGUGCGUGCGGGCUGAGGUGAAAAAGUUGACGGGCUAGUUCAGCACAGAGGAAGUAACUACCAAAGCUACUUAUUGAGGAGUGUGCUGCCAUGUUCCUAAACUUUAUUCAGUUUGUAUGCAGGACAGGACCGUGGUAUAUUCAACUGAAGUUUUUAUUUUAGGUGUCCUACUUUUUAAAAAGAGGAGAGUAGACCCUACAUUAUUAAUUGUCUAUCAAAUACAUAUUAGACAACUGGGGGUUUUAAUUUGUAUUUUAGAACGAGGUGCGACUUCCAUUGACGAAGAUCACAGGGGAGACACUGAAAGCUCUCCCCCAACUAUGGAAACAGAGGCAACUGAUGUAUACUCUGCAAAUUCCCUCUGAUAGAACACACUGAUCAUCUGGAGUUUGACAACUCCUUGUUGCAGGUAACGGAGACUGCCCUCCCAGGAAGACAGAGAACUCUAGAAUGUUGGUGGACCUGUCGGCAAACACACCCAAUGGACAGCAGCUCCAGCAUCCUAAUUCACCCACUGAAAACACAAUCAAACAGGAAGAUGAGACAGAAGAUGAAGGGGACAGGAGGACCACAGCAGAGGACAUGGGCCAAAGCGGGGAAGAGGGAUCAGGUUUGGAGGAGCCCAUGAUUGACAGCCCAAACAACCUACAGGAUGGGGUCCCCGGGUCAGAAGGGUCAUGUGACCCAGGAACUCGGCUGCCCAAUGGUGAUAGGCCAUUCCAGUGUAACCAGUGUGGUGUGUCGUUCACUCAGAAGGGCAACCUGUUGAGACACAUUAAGCUGCACACGGGGGAGAAGCCCUUCAAAUGCCCCUUCUGCAGCUACGCCUGCCGCCGUCGUGACGCACUCACAGGCCACCUACGCACACACUCAGUGGGCAAACCACACAAGUGCAACUACUGUGGGCGGAGCUACAAACAGAGGAUUUCAUUGGAGGAGCAUAAAGAGCGUUGCCAUAACUACCUUCAGAGUGUUGCCAUGGAUCCCACCUCCAUCACCGGACCUUAUCCAGGUGAGGUCCCUAAAGAGCAGAGGCCCCUGGCCGAGGCUGUUGCCAUGGCAACCUUCGACCGCCCACCAGUCAUCGAGAGACUGCAGAGUAACAUGGGGAAGAGGAAGAGCACCACCCCACAAAAGUUUGUGGGUGAGAAGAUGAUGCGUUACAGUUACCCAGAGCUGAGCUAUGACAUGAGUCUGAAGUAUGAGAAGGAGGCAGAGCUGAUGCAGGCUCACAUGAUGGACCAGGCUAUCAACAACGCCAUAUCUUACCUGGGCUCUGACUCCCUGAGACCCCUGGUCCACCACCCCCAUCCACACGGUCCACACGGUCCACACCCAUCCCUCUCAAUGGCUGAGGUGGUAAACAUGGGCAACCCCCUCUUCCACCACGUCUACCCCCUGGAACCAGGGCCAGGGCACCGUAUGGACCGACCAAGCAGCCGGGACGCCCCACCUCAUCCUUCACCUCUGCACCCUCCUCUUCCUGACUUUACUCCCUCCUCCAACGGGCCCAUCGCCCUCACCAGACCCAAGCAGCACCAGCUCCAGGGUACCAGAGAGGAGAGAGAGUGUCCUAGCAACAGUGGGCUGGACUCGGCCGAAUCUGCACGGAGCAGCCCACAUGAGAGGCUGGGUUACUACAGGAACCACCGAAACAACCCCCACCCCCGACCCAGGUCCAGACCCAACCCAGCCAAUGGCGGGAGAGAGGAGGGGCAAGGUGGGGCUGAGGUAGCUGGGGUGGGGUUGACAGCGGAGGUGGCCCGGGGAGAGGCGGCAGAGACAAGUCGGGACGGGGUGCGUGUGUUUGGGCGAGAAGGCCGGGAGGUGAGGGUGUUCCAGUGUGAGCACUGCUGUGUUCUCUUCCUGGACCACGUUAUGUACACCAUCCACAUGGGCUGUCAUGGUUACAGGGACCCGCUGGAGUGCAACAUCUGUGGCCACCACAGUAAGGACCGCUACGAGUUCUCAUCUCACAUCGUCCGCGGGGAACACACCUUCCAGUAGAGGGCUGGACAAGACAGGAGCCGUCCCUCCCCAUCCCCACCCCAGGACUGUGAUGUUGAACUAACUGUGUGUGAUCAAUGCAGCGAACCAAGGCAGAGAAUACUAACUAACAUUUGCUGCAGCAUAAUGAUACUGACUUUAUAAUUCCAAACAAAUAUAUGAAGGUCUGGGCCAAAUACACAUUUUCAUUUUUUAAGGUGUUUUGAAGAUUUUAAAAUUGAGAUAUGCAUCUGAAGUGAGGGAUUUCUUUGUGUGGGAAAAAGAGCACAAAGAACAAGUACACCUAUUCAGUUUUGUUGUGGUCUGUCUCUGAGAUUGUCAAAGAGCAACUAAUACUGUGAGUAGUUAUAUUAUAGUUUUAUAAGUCGUUUCACUGUCCUUGUCUUGCAUACUGUAUUGUUGCACUUGUUUGCUGCAACACAGACUGCCAUGGAAGAGCUCAACUUGUCAAGGGGGCUUUCCCUGACUCCACCACCCAAACCAUUUCAUGCAAUACACAUCUUCUCUGUCUUAUGUCAAAAGCCUUGCUAACUGCAAACUGCUCAGACGUGUUGUCACACCAGCCACAUUAGAGAGGGAGAGAGAGAAGAGCGAGAGAGAGAGAGAGAGAGAGAACAAGAAAGAGAGAAAGAGAGAAAGAAAGAAAAUAAAAGAGAAAGAGAGAGAGACUUACUCAGACAUUGAUUUACUUUUCCAGACAUUGUAUACAAAUGUAUUAUUAAAGUUUUGUUCAUUACACUAGCUAACUAUCUGCUUUCCUUAGAACAGUUCCUUUAACCUUAUCAGUUCCACAACACUUCACAGAGGAAAGGAAAAGCACUGCAACCUGCCUCCCUAAACCUGUUCUUGCACUAGCAGCCUGAUGCCUUGAGGGAUGUGGAGGAAUGGAUGAGGCACUCCCUGGUUCAAUAGCAACUUCACAUAUCUUUCUCGCAACUUGCCUUUACUCCACUCAUGUGUCUUUAGUGAACAGGCUGCUUUCUGCAGAUUACAUGUCAGUGCAUGUUCUCCACUGUACUCCAGGGUUGGGAUCAAUACCAUUUCAAUUCAGUCAAUGAAAAAAAGCAAUGAGGAAAAUUGGCAUAGGAAUUUGGAAUUAACUUUUUUUGUUGAUAGAAUUAAAAUAGAAUUGAUCCGAACUUUGCUGUACAGUGGAUAUGAAUGAUGUGGAAAGCAUUUAGCCCAAUGCACUUUAAACUGAUAAACUGCUACUGUAAAGUAGACAGAAAGCAGUGUGGUUUAGAGUUUACUAAGAGCCUUUUUAGAAGGAUAAUGCCAAUGAAGGAAGAUGGCACUGAUUUGGAUCAAAUAUGAUAAUCUAGGUGCACUUGGACAAAUGCAUAAGACAAUAUACAUACUGCUUUUUAGAUAACUCAUAUUUUGCUGGCAAAAUAUGUAAUGUCGCUGUUGUUCUGUUUAUUUUGCAGCGUAUACCAUAUUUUGAAUUGACACUGUCUUUUGUCUUGAUAGUCUUUGGCCAUUGGAAUGGCCCUAUGUAUAUGGCCAGGAACAGUUCACUGUUCAAUUCAAACUUCUCCUCUCCUGCCUGGUCUAUGUAACCUUCCUGGUCAAAGUAGCAGCUUAUUUCUGUUUAGAUGACAGCGACGUGGACAAAUUAUAUAUCUACUCAUAUUGCAACAGACAUACGGUACUUCUAUUGCAACAGCUUAUUGUUACUGUAAAGUAUUGGCAAUAGUAUCUGUUUACACUUUUUAGUUGUUGUAGUAUCUCAUAUACUAUUGUACAUUGUACAUUCCCACACUGCAUUAUUCUUAUUAAAUGAGCGCCCCUAUUUUUGUAUUUAA